Molecule: messenger RNA, 1220 nt
Organism: Epinephelus fuscoguttatus (brown-marbled grouper)
Lineage: Eukaryota; Metazoa; Chordata; Actinopteri; Perciformes; Serranidae
Gene: nmrk1
Product: nicotinamide riboside kinase 1
Exons: 8
Coding region: 144-719 (191 amino acids)
Cellular component (GO): cytoplasm
Source: RefSeq, a predicted model, not a curated record
CAAAGUUGUUGUAGCAGUAGCCACUGACAUGCCUUCGUCCUGGUAAAGUCUGCACAUGAGAUUUUAUUUAUUCAGCUUUUACUAGUUUCACAUAUGAAACACUGAGAUGAGGACUGUGGUUGUUGGAGUUGGCGGGAUGACCAAUGGAGGAAAAUCUACCCUUGCAGCAAGUCUACACCAACAGAUCCCCAACAGCUGUGUCAUUGCACAGGAUUCAUAUUUUAAGGAUGAUUCUGUGGUACCUGUGGACAGCAAUGGGUUUAAGCAAUAUGACAGUUGCAGUGCUCGAUGCUCUCCACAUGGACACGAUGAUGAGCGACAUCGACUCGUGGCGACGAGAUCCUGAGUCGUACCUGAGGCAGCGAGGCCUGAAGCCAGAGUCACCAUCAGUGGGUGAGGAGGUGUAUGUGCUGAUAGUGGAGGGCUUCCUCAUUUUCAACCACAGGCCUCUGAAUGAGCUGUUUUGCAAAAGGUACUUCAUGGAAAUACCAUACGAUGUCUGCAAGAUGAGACGAAGUAUGAGGGUCUACACACCUCCGGAUCCUCCAGGAUACUUUGACGGGUACGUGUGGCCGAAGUACCUGAGAAACCGGCAGGAGAUGGAGAGCAUGGUGUCUGGAAUUGUCUAUCUGGAUGGACUGAAGCCAAAGGAAGAGCUGCUGGCUGCUGUGUGUAACAAUGUUUCUCAGGAAAUAGAAAGCCUCCAAGAGAAAGACUGAAAUGGAAUUUAAUCGCUUAACCUUUUGAAGAUGCAGACUGCUGCUCAUAUGGAUGUCAGGAGAGUGUUUUCUUUGACUGAGAGGACCAAACUAAGUGUUAAUCUCUAUGUAUUACAUGAGACAGUUAAUUUUGCUGUUCAGCUGGACUCUGGACAGACUCUGCAUGAAUCACAGUGAUCUCGAUGACUUAAUGAGGGAUGACAGUAAUGGACAGUAUUUUAAAGUUAGGAUGCACUCUGGGAAAUUUGUGGCUUUAUUAGGCUGAUGCUGAAAAUAGUCAGCGUACCCUUAACUGCUGUGAUAUGUUGCAAUGUUUUAUCUCUUACUGUGUAUUUUUUUAAAAUAACACAUUAAGUAUUUUGAUUUUAUCUAACAUACACAUACAUGUGCAUAGAACCCUGACUUGUGAUGUAACUCUAGAUAACCAAAUACAUAAACUAUGCGUCAUUGUUUCAGUUCAGUUUAAAAGACUUUCACAGUCAUAUUUGGAUACUGCAAAUA